CAAGCAAAUCAUUUCUAUGAUAACUGUAUCUCGCCACUCCCUCUCCAGACAAGCAAAGACUGAUACCCAACAAGUCCUUCCCUUCUAAAUCUAAUUUCUAUUGCCGCGAUUCGGUGCUUCCAUUUCCAACUCCUGUUGCACAUUCCCGUUGUUUAGCAAAUCUGAUGCGCCCAUUUCUAUAAUAACACUCCUGCACUUCAAUCGACUCCACCUUCCGAUCCCUUCAAUGGAACCCGACGUGAGCGUCGAGACCUCUUCCAUGAUUCGGAUAGCCGUCCUCCCGAUCGGCCAUGUCCCACCGGGGAUCCUGCGGGACUACCACUCGAUGCUGCUGCGUCACCAGACGAUUCCUCUAUCUGCGAUCAGCUCCUUCUACACGGAGCACCAGAAGUCGCCAUUCGCCCAUCAGCCAUGGGACUCGGGCUCACUCCGGUUCAAGUUCGUCCUUGGUGGGGCUCCGCCGAGCCCGUGGGAGGAUUUCCAGUCGAAUCGCAAGACUCUCUCGGUUAUCGGCAUAUGUCACUGCCCUUCCUCUCCUGAUCUCGAUUCCGUCAUCGAACAGUUCAAUGCCACCUGUAAAAGUUACACCUCUGCUCUUGUCGAGCGAUGUUUUGCGUUUUGUCCCGGCGAUUCUCAUCUAGAGGAUGGAGGUAAGAAGGCCGACAACUUGAUUUUGUUUCCUCCUGCCGAUCGCCAAACACAGGAGUUUCACUUGCAAACUAUGAUGCAAGACAUUGCUGCUUCCCUUUUGAUGGAAUUUGAGAAGUGGGUCCUCCAAGCAGAAUCUGCAGGGACUCUUUUGAAGACACCAUUAGAUUCUCAAGCCAGUCUCAGCUCAGAGGAGGUUAUCAAGGCCAAAAAGCGAAGGCUAGGUCGUGCACAGAAGACCAUAGGAGAUUAUUGUUUGUUAGCAGGAUCACCUGUUGAUGCGAAUGCCCAUUAUCAGACUGCACUAGAACUAGCCAGAUUGACUGGGGAUUACUUCUGGUAUGCCGGGGCACUGGAGGGCAGUGUUUGUGCUUUACUGGUAGACCGCAUGGGUCAAAAGGAUUCUGUUGUAGAGGAUGAGGUUAGAUACCGAUACACUAGUGUCAUUGCAUAUUACAGAAAGUCAUUCACACAAGACAAUGCUCAGAGAGUUUCUCCUCUGAGUUUUGAACUUGAAGCUACCUUGAAACUGGCCCGAUUUCUGUGCAGGAGAGAGCUGGCUAAGGAAGUAGUGGAGUUGUUAACCAGUGCUGCUGAUGGUGCAAAAUCUUUGAUUGAUGCCAGUGAUAAACUCAUAUUAUAUGUCGAAAUAGCGCGGUUAUUUGGUAUGCUUGGAUAUCAACGAAAAGCUGCCUUCUUUUCUAGGCAGGUAGCUCAGCUGUACUUCAGACAAGAGAAUAGACUGGCAGCUAUUAGUGCCAUGCAAGUUCUGGCGAUGACCACAAAAGCUUACCAUGUUCAAAGUAGAGCAUCCUUCUCCAAUUCUAAUGAAGCUGGAUCAGGUCAGAUUGACAGUGGAAAAAUGCAUCACCAAUCUGUAAUCUCGCUGUUUGAGUCUCAGUGGAGCACUUUGCAGAUGGUUGUUCUGAGGGAGAUAUUGCUUUCUGCAGUUCGUGCUGGAGAUCCUCUUGCUGCCUGGAGUGCAGCAGCAAGACUACUAAGAUCUUAUUACCCUCUAAUCACACCUGCUGGGCAAAAUGGCCUUGCCAGUGCCCUUACAAAUUCAUCGGAAAGGUUGCCAUCUGGAACUCGUUGCGCUGAUCCUGCCUUACCUUUCGUAAGGUUAUAUUCUUUUCCUCAACAUCCCUCACAGGUAGAUAUUGUAAAAAGAAAUCCAGCUAGAGAAGAUUGGUGGGCUGGAUCUGCUCCCUCUGGCCCCUUUAUCUAUACACCAUUCAGCAAAGGGGAAUCAAAUGAUACUAACAAACAGGAGCUGAUUUGGGUAGUUAGUGAGCCAGUCCAGGUUUUGGUGGAGUUGGCAAAUCCAUGUGGCUUUAAUUUGAGAGUUGAUAGUAUAUAUCUCUCAGUCCAUACAGCAAAUUUUGAUGGUUUUCCUAUCAGUGUUGAUCUCCCACCUAAUUCAUCAAAGGUAAUCACAUUAUCUGGAAUUUCCACUGCAGUUGGACCGGUGGCAAUUCCAGGAUGCACUGUCCAUUGCUUUGGUGUGAUUACUGAACAUCUUUUUAAGGAUGUUGAUAAUUUGCUUCUAGGAGCAGCACAGGGACUUGUACUUUCAGAUCCUUUCCGAUGCUGUGGAUCUGUGAAGUUGAGAAAUAUGUCUGUUCCAACUAUAUCUGUGGUUCCCCCUUUGCCAUUGCUAGUGCCACGAAUUGUAGGUGGGGAUGGUAAUAUUGUUCUGUAUGAAGGUGAGAUCCGUGAUGUGUGGAUAAGUCUGUCGAAUGCAGGAACAGUUCCUGUAGAGCAGGCACAUAUCUCAUUAUCUGGAAAAAAUCAGGAUGCUGUUAUCUCAAUUGCAUCUGAAAGUUUAAAGUCUGCUCUUCCUUUGAAGCCUGGUGCUGAAGUGACUGUGCCUGUGACCUUAAAAGCCUGGCAACUUGGGCCAGUGGACACUGAUAAUGCUGCUGGCCGGGGUGCCUCAGUAAGCACAGGAAGAAAUCUAAAAGAUGGAAGCAGCCCCUCAUUAUUAAUCCAUUAUGCAGGCUCAAAGCUAUCUCUCAUGUGUACGAGAAUUGACAGGGAUUCUGCUAGGGUAUUGAUACCCUUGGAGCAUUUUAAGUUGCCCAUCCUUGAUGGUUCCUUUUUUGUGAAGGAUUUUCGUUCUGAUGGGACUAUCAGUGGCAGGAACUACAACUUCUCAGAGAAAAAUACCAAGGCUGAACUGAAUGCAUCAAUUAAGAACCUGAUAUCCAGAAUAAAAGUCAGGUGGCAGUCAGGACGGAACAGCUAUGGAGAACUAAAUAUUAAGGAUGCUAUACAGGCAGCCCUUCAGACAUCUGUUUUGGAUGUAUUGCUUCCAGAUCCAUUGACGUUUGGUUUUAGGCUUGUUAGGAACAAUAGACAUGUCUCAAAAGUUGAUUUUCCAAGAGAAUCUAAUGUAGAGCCUAUUUCCUCUGGGUCUAAAGGUUCUGUGCUGGCACAUGACAUGACUCCAAUGGAAGUUCUUGUUUGUAAUAAUACUAAGGAAAUGAUCAAGUUGAAUCUCAGUAUUACUUGCAGAGAUGUCGCUGGAGAGAAUUGCGUAGAGGGUGCCAAAGCAACUGUCCUGUGGUCUGGUGCUUUGAGUGGAAUCAUGAUGGAGGUUCCCCCACUUCAAGAGACCAGGCAUCCUUUCUCUUUAUACUUCCUUGUACCGGGUGAAUACACAAUGGUAGCUGCGGCGGUGAUUGAGGAGGCUAAUGACGUUCUUAGGGCACGAGCGAGAACUGAUUGUUCUGAUGAACCAAUAUUCUGUCGUGGUCCUCCAUUUCAUGUUCGUGUCAUCGGAACUGCAUGAUGGGCUCUUUUGGUCCAUUGGUAUUGUAUCAGCACCAAUUAUGUCUAGGUAUCUAUUUGAUCAUCAUUUUAUCUGCCUAUGGUCUUCAGUUUUCUGUUGUAUAUCCAAAUUUAGUCAGUUUAAGCAAUUGAAUCAAGUAUAAAUUUGUGAUGAGUCUUUAAUUCCCCUGUCUAGUAACUUUUCUUUUCCAUUA
Molecule: messenger RNA, 3635 nt
Organism: Carica papaya (papaya)
Lineage: Eukaryota; Viridiplantae; Streptophyta; Magnoliopsida; Brassicales; Caricaceae
Source: RefSeq, a predicted model, not a curated record